Messenger RNA from Sclerotinia sclerotiorum 1980 UF-70, 255 nucleotides. RefSeq lists its product as hypothetical. NCBI's taxonomy places the organism in Eukaryota, Fungi, Ascomycota, Leotiomycetes, Helotiales, Sclerotiniaceae. The record is from RefSeq and is a predicted model, not a curated record. The transcript has a single exon. Gene Ontology annotation, cellular component: endoplasmic reticulum. The coding region runs from base 1 to 255 and encodes 84 amino acids.
AUGGGCGAUUCAGACUCCGUCACCGAUGGCAUAAUUCCUGUGUUCCUGGGAGCUCUUCAAGCUUCCUUGACGGUGUUGUUAACAAUUAGCUAUGGAGUUAUCGCAUCGAGGUACAAUUUGUUAAAGGAGUCUUCUACGAGGGAUAUUUCGAAAACUGCUGUUAGAUUAUUUUUACCGGCGCUUUUGAUCACUAAUGUUGGGGAGGAAUUGAAGCCCGAUACUGCGUGGAGAUAUGUACCAGUUUUGAGUGAGUAA